CUUGUGUCUUCAGACGGCUCAGACAGAUUUCUGUGUGAGUCUGUGUUCAGCUACCAGGUGGCGUCAACACUGAAACAGGUGAAGCAUGAUCAACAGGUAUCUAGAAUGGAGAAACUGGCCAGUUUGGUUGAAGAGCUGGAAGCAGAUGAGUGGCGUUACAAACCAAUCGAACAGCUUUUGGGAUUUACUCCGUCUUAAAGUCCAAAUAAAGACCUGCUCAGUAGCCACUAGCUGGACACCACUGGAGGAACAUGUUGAACACAGAACACUACUUUAUUUCCAACUCAUUUGGUUUAUUGUCCUUUGUUGUGUCAUUCCCACAGGGAAGGAUGUUCCUGCCUGUUAUUGGCCAAUGAUUAGCUGUGGUCACGAACUGGAGGAAGGAACACCCUGAUCUGAGAGAGCUAUUGUUGUGACCUAAAAUAAACAACUUUAUCACUGCAAUGAAUUAUGAAUUGAGUAAUUAAUCAUGUUCUAGUGGGGAAAUUGAUGCAUUCAUGUUUUACUAGUGUUUUUUUUUUAAAUAAACGAAAUAAGAUGGAAUCCUCUUCCUAUGUAUUAAAAUGAAAACAUGACAUACUUGGAUUAUCAUUUAUUAAAUAUUUAAAUAAAAAUAUACAGAAUCAA
Messenger RNA from Oncorhynchus masou masou (cherry salmon), 627 nucleotides. Its product is annotated as anaphase-promoting complex subunit 16. The annotation marks the transcript as partial. Gene Ontology annotation, biological process: protein ubiquitination. Gene Ontology annotation, cellular component: cytosol; kinetochore; anaphase-promoting complex. Lineage: Eukaryota; Metazoa; Chordata; Actinopteri; Salmoniformes; Salmonidae. The transcript is spliced from 2 exons. The record is from RefSeq and is a predicted model, not a curated record.